UUGGUCUCCUGUGUCCCCUGCAGCGUCCCCAACUCUUGCCCGGUGAGUCCCCGCGGCGCCGGCUCGUCUGGCUACCGCUUCGGCCGCAACAUCACCUCGGACCUCCAGCUGGCUGCCGAGUAUGCAGCCAAGGCCGUCUCUGAGCAGCAGCACCGGGAGGCCUCCGGCAGGGACAGCCCCAAGGACGAGUCCAAGCCUCCGUACUCCUACGCUCAGCUCAUAGUGCAGGCCAUCUCCUCAGCCCAGGACCGACAGCUAACACUAAGUGGCAUCUACGCCCACAUCACCAAGCAUUACCCCUACUACAGGACAGCAGACAAGGGCUGGCAGAAUUCCAUCCGUCACAAUCUGUCUCUGAACCGCUACUUCAUCAAGGUGCCCCGCUCCCAGGAGGAGCCAGGAAAGGGUUCCUUUUGGCGGGUCGAUCCGUCCACUGAGGCCAAGCUGGUGGAGCAGGCUUUCCGCAAGCGUCGCCAGAGAGGGGUGUCCUUCCGCACCCCCUUUGGACCCCUCUCUUCAAGAAGCGCACCGGCCUCUCCGACCCACUCAGGUCUGCUGUCCCCGCACUCCAGUGGCCUGCAGACCCCCGAUAGUCUCUCCCGGGAGGGUUCCCCAAUCCCCCACGAGCACGACUUCAGCUCCAAACUGGCCUCAGUACCCGAGUACAGAUACUCACAGAGUGCACCAGGCUCGCCUGUGGGCUCUCAGCCUGUCAUCAUGGCCGUGCCAGCGCAGCACUCGGCCAGCAUGCCCAAACCCGUGGCCUACAUGCCCGCCUCCAUCAUCUCCCAGCAGCCCUCGGGCCAGGCCAUCCACGUGGUGCAACAGGCCCCGGCCGUCACCAUGGUGCGCGUGGUCACCACCUCUGCCAGCUCUCCCAACGGCUACAUCUUAGCCAACGCCAGCACUAACCUGCUCCGCGAGAGCUCUGGCGAACACAGAGAAGAGAUGCCCGCCUCAGGUCACCCCUCCAUGCCUACGGGCAGCAGCGUGAUCCAAGCGGUGGGCAGCCACAUCGGCUCGGCCAGCAGGGGGCAGCAGAGCUUCGCCAUCCUGCAGCAGCACCCUGUGGCCCUGGGCCAGCACCAGCUGCCUGUCCAGGCCAUCACCCAGAACGGCAAACACGCGCUGCCCGCCACCAGCAUCUCACCUAAUGCCUAUGCGCUCACCAAUCCCCUUCAGAUCCUGGCAGCCCAGGCCUCCACCUCACCCCCUGUCGUAGUGACUCGACCCCACAGUAGGGAGGGCAGUGAGGCAGCCUCGGCCCCGGGCGAGCCUGAGGCCAAGAGGCCUAAGAUGGAGGACGACAGCAUGACCCCCAUGCCCCAGCCGGUUAUCGUGGCCAUGAACCAGGAAACCAAUGAAUGAGAGUCUUGAGUGCGAGAACAGAAGAGAUGAACGACCUUGGAAACCCUUUUUAGUAAUGUCCCACCAGUAUCAUCAGCUCAAGGUGCCAAACUAUUUGGGGGGGGUGGGGACGUUUGUUUCUUUGUUUUUUUUCUCAUCUUCUUCAUCCUCUCUGUUUUCUCUCUGGUCCUUUUUACAACGAACUGCAGAGUAUUUAAUCCAGGAGUCAACUCUAGGCGUUUAUUGGCCAGAUGAGCUGUAUAACAUGGUUUUCGAGGCAACUUAUUUGAGCUUGAAAUGACUGCAUAUAUCUGUUGUAAAAGCCUUACAAGGGUAACGCUCAAAUGGUUUUAAUGUUUGUUUCCUUUCUUUCUCUGAAACAAGGAUAAAAAUGGUCCCUCAGAUACCUUCCUGCACAUGUUUUAUGUUUGUUUACAUGUGCCCUUUUUUGUUUUUAUUUUUAUUUUUUCAACGAAAGGUACCAUUGAGAAAGUACUUAAUUUGGGUUGGGGGUGGGACCAAGUCCUAAGCAGCUAUCAUCUAAUCUGUAGACAGCAGUCUCUUAGAAAUGAAGCAUUAUGUAUUUUGACUCAACAGGAAGCUGUGGAUGACCUCAGCUGCCUGCACUACUACUUUUGUGAGGAUUUAUUUAUCUAUCUCUGAUAAACGUCUGCAUCAUUAAAAAGCUUUUUCUACUGAAAUUAGUUUGUUACAGGCUAAAGCACAUAAACAUGACAAAAAAGUAAUUUUUAGAUAGAGGCCUUUUUGUAGCGGUUGCUCUUUAACAUGAUAGUACAAUACAAAAUAUUUUUCUAUGGAGGACUCUUUAUCUUGCGUAAGAUAUAUUGAGAUAUUACCAAGAAAAUGAUGGAUAAAUGAUGUUAUUUCUAAAUUGGUCCGUGUAUAGUGCAAAUUAAGAUUAACUCAGUUGAAUGUAACCUUUUUUUUUUUUUUCUUGCCAUGGUGUAUGGCUUUCUCUUUGACCCCCAAGUCUUGAUUGUAUUCAUCAGGAAAAUGCUGUAUUAGCUUAUUACAUUAUUACGUUAGGAGGCCAUUGUUCACAAAAAAACGUUUAAAAAAUGAAUUUUUGUUCAGUAGAAUUGCAUAUUUAAGAUGUAGCACAGACAUUACCUGGUAAUCCCACUGUCUAUAGACAAGCCUCUCUCUCUCUCUCUCUUGGUCCUCCUUAUGGGUCAUGGAGGGCAAUACACAAUAAAUAAGACUCUUGUAAAGUUGACAGUGCUGGAAUAUUUCAACUCAGUCAAGGGGCUACAGAGAACCAAAUAUGCUAUGUUUUCCCUUAUUAAGACCUAGGAAUGUAAAUGUAAUGAUGUAGCCCAUUAAAAUGCUGAGCUUGGGAGGCUAAUGAAUGUCUAACUCUGUUGAAUGUUCUUGAAUAUUCUCUUAAGACUUUCUUAUAGUUUUUAAAAUGGCUUCUUAGUUGUUUGGCUAUUUUUAUUUUAUCUGUGAAGUAUUAAUCAGUCUACAAUGACACUUUUGGCAAAUUGCAUUCAUAAUGAAAAAAAAAAAGGUUUAUUAGUGAGAUUCCAUUCUCAGGACAAUCAGUAAUAUGAUACUAGUAGGAUCGUAAAAUGGGUGGGAAAAUGUACCAGCAUUUGGUGAAACAGGUGACAAUUUGUCGACCUGCAGUGCUCGUGUGUCUGACUCACGAAACCAGGCAGCCUAUGUGUUGGUUCUUAAAGGCUGCUGUAUAGGCUUUAAAAUGGUUGACACAUAAUUCCUUUAAGUGCCUUAGAUUACCACUAUCUUCACUUAAAAGGAAAUGAGUUGUAAGCGGAGCGGGGAUUUCAGAGAAGGCCGUUUGGUGAAGCUUUCCAAAACCCCUGAGGACGCUUUUGUCAGUCACAUAUCCUGCUCUCUCUUCAACGCCUCUGUAAAGAUGCAUUAUACUAGUCAUAUCAUUCUUUUUUUUAUGAUUAUUUCUCAUUUGCUAGCUAGCUAGGUUGACCACAUUCAUUUACAGCCUGUGUCAGAUUGUGUACAGGUAAGCAAUCAGCUGGAUGCUUAUGACUGAUUAAAAAACCUGUACAGGAGAAACUUGGUUGGUGCGGCAUCAGCAAAGCAAUAUGGUGGCGUUGAGAGAAUCUGUACUCUCACAUGAGUCCCAGGAAGAGUCUUGUUUACACCAAUCCAGUGCAUUCAAAAAAUCCCAUAUUUAUCAUUUCUUUUCCUAUGAUUGUUUUAAAUUGUAGUAUUGUUCUAAGCAGUUAAUGUCACAUUCACUUUCUUCAAGGACUAACCAUCCUAUUCUAUUUACUAAACUGAACGACUGUAUACUGGACUUACCUUUAAUGUAUGUCAUGUUCUGGAACUAAACGCUUUACUCUGCUUACUGUAUCUGCUCAAAGAAGGUAAUAUGGGAUAUAAUGCAGUUCCAAGAAUAAUCACAUCUGAAGCAGAGGAGUUUCUUUCCAGCAGUAUCAGACUAAAGAUGGUGUACUGAGCCCUGGCUGAACUGAAUCUUCAAAUGCUGAUUUGAGAUUUGAAAAUCAAUUGUGGUCAUCAGGUCAGCUUGGUAGCUUAGUUUAAAUUACUUUCUGGAGCCUUCUAACUGCUAUAAUAAUUUUUCAACUGCACUUAUCUAUUAUCAGAAACAUUUUUGUUUGCCACCUGUUCUGUUGUUGCCUGUGUAUAGUCAGUCAUUAGAUGUGUUUAGUGCAAGCAUUUCUCACUUAAGCUUCAGUGUAAUAAACAUUUUGAAAGCUCAA
Clupea harengus (Atlantic herring) is the source of this 4076-nucleotide messenger RNA. RefSeq names its product forkhead box K1 (gene foxk1). Gene Ontology annotation, molecular function: protein binding; RNA polymerase II cis-regulatory region sequence-specific DNA binding; DNA-binding transcription factor activity, RNA polymerase II-specific. Gene Ontology annotation, biological process: regulation of transcription by RNA polymerase II. NCBI's taxonomy places the organism in Eukaryota, Metazoa, Chordata, Actinopteri, Clupeiformes, Clupeidae. The transcript has 7 exons. The record is from RefSeq and is a predicted model, not a curated record. The annotation marks the transcript as partial.